Molecule: messenger RNA, 1032 nt
Organism: Phaeodactylum tricornutum CCAP 1055/1
Lineage: Eukaryota; Bacillariophyta; Bacillariophyceae; Surirellales; Neidiaceae
Exons: 1
Coding region: 1-1032 (343 amino acids)
Molecular function (GO): nitronate monooxygenase activity
Source: RefSeq, a predicted model, not a curated record
AUGGGAGCACCCAUGGCAGGGGUUUCGGGGGGUAAACUCGCCGCUGCGACCUGUCAGGCGGGUGCGCUAGGCUUCAUUGCGGCCGGUCAUUUAAUGGAGCUGGAAUCGUUGGAACAAGAAUUAACUGCUUUUCGCCAAGAAGCUCCCACCUCGCCCCUCUGCAUAGGAUUCAUCGGCUAUUCAACCUUCGGUACCGACGAAGGCUGGGAAAGGUACGAGCGUGUUCUUCGAAAGCACAAACCCGCUGUUGUCCAGUUCUUUGCACCGGCGAUCCAUACUCAACAAUCUACGGGGCGAUCAAAUGUGGAUGUGGCUCACCAUCAUGCAGCACUGGUGCUUGCGCAAGUUGGCAGUGUGCAGGACGGACUCGCCGCUGCAAACGCUAGUGUAAAUGGUCUUAUAGCACAGGGUAGUGAGGCUGGCGGACACGGACUUCGGCGUGAAAUGGGAUCUGCCGGGUCUACUCUCGCACGUGAUCUCAUUCGAAAAGUGGCUCAAGAUAUCCCGGUCCUUUUGGCUGGCGGUAUAGUCGACGGGUACGGUGUGGCUUCAGCACUGGCAUUGGGAUGUGAUGGUGUUGUCCUUGGAACUCGACUCUGGGCGAGCGAGGAAGCGCUCGGUCACGAAUCUCUCAAACGCGCUCUGGUUGACGCGGAAUCAACGGAUAGCGUGCAACGGACGACUGUGUUUGAUCAAAUACAGAACACUUCGUCUUCCAUUCCGUGGCCCGAGCCAUUCGACUCGCUGGGUGCACUGCGAAAUGAGACGACAGCAAAAUGGGAUGGACGUAUGAAUGAGCUUUCCGAGGAACUCUCGACUGGCAGCCAAAGCACACUUUGUACGAUAUAUCGUGAAGCUCAGCAGGAAGGCAAUGGGCAAAUUGCGGCGGUCUUAUGUGGUGAAGGAGUGGGGGCUAUCGAUUCCAUCAAAUCAGCUUACGAUAUCGUGAAGAAAAUCAACGAGGAAUCAGUUGGUAUCGUACGGAGAAUGCCGAAAAUGCUUUUGGACAAUUGUGGAGAGAAUCGCACCUGA